AUGGCCAGUCUUUCGCGUACUGCCUUUUCGGCACGUCUUCUCACUAUCACGAGGCAGAAUGCCCCCCUGUGCCGCCACAUUCACUCAUCGCCCUUGAGGGCCGCCGUUGCGCACCCCGUCACGGCUCAUGGUCCGCCACCCAAGGCUCCUGCGCCUGCGCCCGAGUUUACAGAGAAUACAGAGACACAAACGCCUACGGAGGGUCGGGAUUUGUCACAAUUCAAGAAGCCCUCCGUGUUGAAGAAGCGCUUUUGGAAGGAUGUUCAUGUUCACGGGAAGCCCGGUGAAUACCAGGUCUUGCUGGACAAGCGCCCCGUCAGAACACCCACCAAGGAUAUCCUCUCCAUUCCCCCAACAAAGCCUCAACUAGCUCAUGCCGUCGCCCUCGAGUGGGAUGUCAUGACAUCCGCCCAGCAGGCGCUCAAGAGCCACCUCAUCCCCCUGACCUCCCUCGCUGCCCGCGCCUCGGAUAUCGUCCGCGAAGAUGCCCAGGGUGAACGCACCACCCGCGACCAAAUCAUCAACACCGCCAUGCGGUACCUGGACACCGACACGCUGUUGUGCUGGGAGCCCGAGCGUACGAACCGCGCAUUGGACCGUGUCGGCGAGGAAGAGAAGACUGAGAGUCUACGCGAUAUUCAGAUGCGGGUUUCUGGGGAUAUUAUGAGCUUCCUGUCUACAAAGGUCUGGCCUGGUCUGGAGAUUGUGCCCAUCCUCGACGCAGAGAGCAUCCUCCCCGUGUCCCAGCCGCAAGCGACCAAGGAUAGCAUCCGUACUUGGGUGUCUGAGCUGGAUGCUCAUGAUCUGGCGGGCUUGGAGCGAGGUAUCCUUGCCUCCAAGAGCUUGCUGGUCGCUGUGCGGCUGAUGGUCGAGUGGAGUGAAAACUUCCGACACGUUCAGAAGCACUCGUCCAAGAAGUUUGGUCUUGAGGAGGCGACUGAGGCGGCCAACUUGGAGGUCAAGUGGCAGACGGAUAUGUGGGGUGAGGUUGAGGAUACUCACGAUGUGAACAAGGAGGAUUUGCGGCGGCAGUUGGGGAGUGUGGUUGUGUUGGUGAGUGGCGAGACGAGAUAG
Messenger RNA from Penicillium cataractarum, 1074 nucleotides. Its product is annotated as ATP synthase complex assembly protein ATP12. Gene Ontology annotation, biological process: mitochondrial proton-transporting ATP synthase complex assembly. Bases 1 to 1074 code for a protein of 357 amino acids. The record is from RefSeq and is a predicted model, not a curated record. Gene Ontology annotation, cellular component: mitochondrion. NCBI's taxonomy places the organism in Eukaryota, Fungi, Ascomycota, Eurotiomycetes, Eurotiales, Aspergillaceae. The transcript is spliced from 2 exons.